This is a messenger RNA of Soboliphyme baturini, 1479 nucleotides long. The record is from the annotation of a GenBank genome assembly. Lineage: Eukaryota; Metazoa; Nematoda; Enoplea; Dioctophymatida; Soboliphymatidae.
AUGACUUAUGUGCUUGUUGUGGUUGUUAGCUUCCAUCAGUACUUCCUGACAAUGGUAGACAGGGCGUACAACGUGCGUUGCUUCUACUCUCAACAGGACAAGACCGUAACCACCAGAUUGGAUGUCAGCAUGAUUCCUACGGAAUCACUGGAGGCAGCCACAAUGCUCAUGCCAAACUGCCAAUAUACCAUUAGAUCUGGCUCUCUGCAUGGACCUGUUGUGCAGUACACGAAAGUCGGCGACACGUUAGUCCAUCGCUGGGAAUGUGACAACCCGAACCUAGGCAUGCUGGUUAGGAAUUGCUUCGUGAACGACGGCUACACAAAGUCGAUUCGAAUCGUCGAUGCCACGGGGUGCCCUGUGUUCUCGCCGGUAAUUCUAGGGCCUUUACAGUACGACGCCAAUCUGAACUUAGCGUACGUCGAAACGAUGGCCUAUAAGUUCCACGACCGCGCUGACCUUUACUUUCAGUGUCAGAUACAGACGUGCAACAAGUUGGAAAAUGAGUGCAUUGGCAUUACGCCACCGUCGUGUCCGACAUCCGCUUAUCCCUACCCGGAUCCGCGACCGCAAACUUUCACCGAUGAUUCCGUGACGUACGUUCAUGGUACGUUCGAAAGACCUUACAUCUACCCACAGACUGAACCGUUCCGACCAAUUGAACCGUACCGUACAAUUGCACCGUACCGAACUAUCGAACCUUUCAGACCAGUCGAUCCGUAUAGACCGUUGGUGCCACAGAGACCGGUUGAACCUUAUAGGCCGAUAGAACCGCUGCGUCCUAUAGAUCCCUACAGACCAACGCCAACCAGUGUGUACAUACCACCGGCGACGCGUCUGUACGCACAACCGUACGGCUAUUCGGGCAUAUACGGCUCGCAGGCAGAUUUCGUCAAGGACGAGAAUAACAAAAGCAUUCCGGAGGACGCCAGCAUUGCAGGACCGAAAAACGAUGUGAAUAAUUCUCACCAGUCGCGAGUGGUGGCGCAGGAGAAGGUGCACAAGCGAGACGUUACAAAUGAUAUCGAGCUCUCGAAUCUGAAAAUGGACUCAGAGGAAAGACGAAAUGAUGAGUCACGGAGGAGCGAGAGAAGCGCCAAUCGUCUCGCUCCCGCUCUGACCAAGCACGGUCCUUCCGAUCACGCAAUGGUACUGAAUGUCAGCUCAGAGACUGUGUUCGUUGCCGACAUCGACGAUACCAUUAAUGAAUACGAUGACCCGUCAGAACAGCGAGAUCGCAUCAACCGAGUGUGUCUUAACCAAACGACCGUCGCUGUGAUGAUUAGUACUUUUGUGUCGCUGCUGCUCACGUUGAUUGCACUGAUGGCAGCGAUCCUGUGGAAAGGCAGAUACCUGUGCUCGAGAUUCUCGCCGUUGCCAAGCCUUGGCAGUGUGAAAUCUUACAUGGAAGGCCGGGGUCGCAUAAUGAUGAACUCGUGUUUUGUACCAGUGGUAAAUGAUAGAAAACAAAUGUCAUAA